AUGCUCGUCAUCGGCCUCACAGGGUCCAUCGCCACGGGCAAAUCAACCGUCUCGGCCCUGCUCUCCCAGCCCCCCUAUUCGCUCCCCGUCAUAGACGCCGACCUGCUCGCGCGCAAGGUCGUCGAGCCCGGAACACCAGGCUACCGCGCCAUCGUCGAGUACUUUGGCCCUUCUACCCCGGACCUUCUCGUCCCCGCUGGGCCGGACAUGCCCCUCUCAGGCCCGUCCGGCCACGGCCGCCCCCUCAACCGCCCUGCGCUCGGCCGCCGCGUGUUUGGUGAUGACGAGCAGCGCAGACGCGACCGCGCCGUGCUCAACUCCAUCGUCCAUCCCGCCGUCAGGCGCGAGAUGCUCAAGGCCGUCGUGGGCAACUACCUGAGGGGUUGCAGGGCGGUCGUGCUGGACGUGCCGCUCCUGUUCGAGAGCGCGCUGGACCGCUUCUGUGGCGCCGUCCUCGUCGUUGCGGUCAAAGACCCCGCGGUGCAAAUGGCCCGGCUGCGGGCCAGGGAUCCGCACCUGACCGCCGAGGACGCCGAGAACAGAGUGCGCAGCCAGGGGGACGUGCGGGAUAAGGCUCGGCGGUGCGAGGCUAGGGGGAGAGGGAGGGGUGUGGUGGUGUGGAAUGAUGGCGGCAAGGAGGAGUUGCGGGCUGAGGUUGGCAGGGUCAUGCGGGAGCUGGACAGGUACAGUCCCAAGUGGUGGAGUUGGUUUCUCUGGGCGUGCCCCCCGGCGGCGGUGCUGCUGGGUGUUUGGAACUACUGGAGGAAUCUGAGGAUCAAUAAGGCCUGGGCACAGCAGGAGUUGAGGGAGAGGGCAAAGCUGUGA
This is a messenger RNA of Canariomyces notabilis, 825 nucleotides long. RefSeq names its product CoaE-domain-containing protein. The transcript has a single exon. Gene Ontology annotation, biological process: coenzyme A biosynthetic process. Lineage: Eukaryota; Fungi; Ascomycota; Sordariomycetes; Sordariales; Chaetomiaceae. The coding region runs from base 1 to 825 and encodes 274 amino acids. Gene Ontology annotation, molecular function: dephospho-CoA kinase activity; ATP binding. The record is from RefSeq and is a predicted model, not a curated record.